GGGGAAUUGCCAGACUGGAAGCGAACCGGCGGCGCCCCGCCCACGCGCCGCGGCCGCCACCGCGGGGCGCCGGCGGCCGCCCUCACCCACGGCUUGAGCGGGGAGGUUUUUGGCGGCGGCGGCGGCGGCGGCGGCGGCGUGCCCGUCAUGCUGCUGGGGGCCGGCAGCCCUGGCGGGGCGCUGGCGCUGCUGCCGCUGGCGGCGGCGGGGCGGGCAGGGUCUGGGUUUGGGGCGGUGGACGGUGGCGGUGGGCCGAUCAAGCCGCUCCUGUCGUACGAUGACUUGUAA
Molecule: messenger RNA, 288 nt
Organism: Monoraphidium neglectum
Lineage: Eukaryota; Viridiplantae; Chlorophyta; Chlorophyceae; Sphaeropleales; Selenastraceae
Exons: 1
Source: RefSeq, a predicted model, not a curated record